AAAAAGAAUUUAGACAAAAAAGAUUUUUUGUAUAAUUUAAGGGCGAAAAGAAUAAUGGAUUUGACGUGUUAUAUCAUAACAUGAAGCAUGGUGCAAUUGCAAGUAAGGAGUUGGCCGAGUUUCUAAAAGAACGAUCAACCAUAGAAGAAAAUAAUUAUAAGGUUCUAAGUAAACUUGCAAAACAAGCUGGCAGUAGCAGUAGUAUACAAGGAACAUUUGCACCUGUUUGGGCUGCCUUAAGAGGCGCAGCAGAAAAACUUGCUGGCUUACAUUUGCAAAUGGCCCAAAGGGUCACUGAACUAAUAAAAGAUGUAUCAAAAUAUACAGAUGAACUGCAUAAGAAACAUAAGGCUGUAAAAGAAGAAGAAUCAUCUACCUUGGAAAUUGUACAGAAUAUACAGAGUAUCACUGUAACUUUACAUAAAGCAAAAGAUAUGCGUACACAAAAGAGUUUGGAAUUGGAAAAAUUAAAGAAAGACAAUGCCAGUCAAAAAGAAUUAGAAAAAGCAGAAAUUAAGUUUAAGAAAGCCCAGGAUGAUUAUAAAACUUUGGUUGAUAAAUAUAUGAUUAUACGGAAUGAUUUUCAAACCAAAAUGACUCAAGCAUGCAGGCGAUUCCAAGAUGUUGAAGAGACACACUUAAAACAUAUGAAGGAAUUUUUAAAUAUCUAUGCAGAUGUUUUACAAUCAAAUCAUGAACAAGUUGGUCAAGUUCAUAUAGAUUUUAAACGACAAUGUUUGGACAUGACAGUGGACAAACUUCUAGAACAAUUUGUACAAAGUAAAUCCACAGGUUUUGAAAAACCAGGUACAUUUGAAUAUGAAGAGAUCAUGACAAGUUUAGGAGAAAUGACCAGUCAUUCUCAAUUGGAAAGCAAUAUUGAAACAUCUAAGGAAACAUCAAAAGGAGCAAAUGGAGAAACAGGCGUUGCGGGUAACACUCACAGUUCAAAAAACGAUCGGGUAUUAAAAGGGGAGGGUUAUCAGGUGGAUGAGGAAAAGGGGACGGUACAAGAAAAAGAAAAUGAAAGACUGAAUGAAAGGGAUAGAGAACUCUCACAUGUACAAGCCACCAAGGCUUCCCGCCGUACUACCUCGCUACUCAACCUGUUCAUGUCCAACUCCCAGGACAAACAGAAGCAAGCAGGGUCUGGUUCGGCACCUGCAACUCCUCAGGGGAACAACCUGCCUCCUGCUGUUCCACCUCCCAGCAUCUCCAGGAACCCUCUCAGAGGAUCUAAAUUGGUAACGCGUAUUAUGGUUCCUCCACUCUGCACUCUUUUAGAUCAGCAAUGGUUUCUUCGCAGCAGAAGAGAAAAGAGAAAAGAAAAGAAGGCAAAAAAGAAGAAGGAUAUUGUGGAAACGAGCAGCAACAAAGAAGAAAAGUCUGAUCUGGAGGAUAAGGAUGACAGUAGGAAAUCUGAAACACCAACACCGGAGGUAGAUGAAGAUGGUUUCUGUAUUAGACCAAAAGCAGAACCAUGGGAGAAUGAGAAAGGAUUUUAUUCCAGUUCAGAUACCGAUUCCGAGGAUGACAGAGAACGAAAAAUUCGAGUAGAAAUAAAACCACUUAGCAAUGGCGGAGCACCUAUGAGCGCAAGUGUAGACGAGCUUAGAGCAACGGUGGAAAAUUUAUCUUUAUCGCCUGCACCAACGGGACGCAGAGGCUCAAAUACCGACUCAGAUCAUCAUAUGAAAAGGUCUCAGUCAGUGUCACAGCAAUUAGGAGGUAAGCCAAGCUCGGAUUUACUUGGCCUAAACUUGUUCAAUCCUAGCAGUACACCAUCGAGCGCCUCAACGCCGACUGGUAGUCAUCCAUACGCGCCAUUGCAAAGUCCUCCGCCGCUGUCUUUGUCACCGACGCCUCAACUACAGCCGCCACAAUCUGCACCACCUACGCAUCCUCAUCCACGAUUCCCUGAUGGAGAUUUAUUUUCGGAAGUAGGAGACAUUACUCCGGCUUUACCUCCAAAACAAUCGGCUUCUUCUACUCCGACAGGAUCUAUUAUCAUUCCCAGACCGCCAUCCCGAAGAGGAGAAGGUCCUUCACCAAGAGGUAGAAAUUCACCAGCGACUAUAUCCAGAGCUGAUAGCGUAGCUAGUUUAGAGUUUCGUACAGCCGGUGUUGGAGUUGGCUCUUCCAGAGGUCCAUCGCCACUCACAAUAGGACUUGCAGAUACUAUUCCUUUAGCAGUCGCCUUCCAUGAAAUAGUACACUCUUACUUUAGAGGUACUGAUGAAACACGAUGUCAGGUGAAACUCAGUGGAGAUAUGAUGUUAUCAUUUCCUGCCGGUAUUGUCACUGUGUUGGCGAAUAAUCCUAAUCCUGCAAAACUAACGUUUCGCGUGCGAAACAGUAAUAGAUUGGAAAAAUUGUUCCCUAAUAAUCAACUCGUUAGCAUGGAUGCCACACAGACAACUGUUGACAGUACAAUUUUUGAAUUCAACAUGAGUGCCUUAACUACAUUGUUACGCAAACAGGCUGAACAAAAUCCUUCAGCUUCAUAUUUUAAUGUUGAUAUACUCAAGUAUCAAAUCAAAUGCAAGGAAGGCGCAGGUUCGUGUCCUUUCCAGUUAGUUGCCUAUUGGAAAUGUGAAACGACUCAUACAGACCUUAAGAUUGAUUAUAAAUAUAAUAGUCGCGCUAUGGCUUCUCCAAGUCCAUUAUUAAAUCUCCAUGUGGCUGCACCUAUAGAUGGAGGUUUUAAAUCAUUAAACAGUAAACCUCAGGCACAAUGGUUAUCAGCAAAUCGGAUAUUGUGGAAGUUCACAGAAUUAUCACAGCAUAGCGAAGGUAAUGGCGUAGGUUCUUUGAAAGCACGAGUGGAAUUAGGACAUGGGCCAGGAAAUCAAGGAACUAUAUUUACACAGUUUAAUUGCGAAGGGACCACAUUAUCUGGAGUUGAGUUUGAACUUUUAGGCCCGGGAUAUAGAUUAAGUUUAGUAAAACGUAGAUUCGUAUCUGGAAAGUAUAUUUGUGAUGGAGAUUCUGAUUCACGAAGUAGAUACGCUGCUCCACCAUCGAAUGUGGAUUGACGACUUCCAGAAUGGGCGCCUCAAUGGGAGAGUCUGCCCAUUUAAUAUUGGUACUUGCUUGUUCAUUCACUGCCCAUACUACGAUUAUUGUUCAAACUCGAAAUCAGCGUGGGAAAGCCUGUUGGAUACCAAAGAAUGUGUGCGAUACAAUAAUAAGAUUAUAAAAUAGACGAAUAAUUUGUACAGAAACCGUGAUGCUGCGUAAUUUAAAUGUAGCAAAGUGUAAAGUUUAUUCGCUUUAUAAAUCAAAACACAAAAAAAAGAAAAACAAAAGGAAAAAUCUUAAAUACGAAAAUGAAAUGAAGAUCAUAUAAAUUCAUAUCUUCAUAAAGAGAUAAGUAUGAUAUGAUGUAUAAUCUUAGGCGAAAAAAAUACUUGGACAGAAACAUAAUGGAAAACAUAGUUGGACUUCGUAAGUCACUCGCUACCUGAUGAAUGGCGUUUUAUGUGUUUUAUAACUUGUAUAUUUUUCAAUUUUUCUAAUAUAUUCUCGAUUAGAUUGUACUAUUUUAGUAAAGUUUGUACGUGAUGCAUAAACGAGAUGUAAUUAUGACGACGAUGAUAAUGACUGCAGAAAGCGUUUAAAACAUCAAGAAGUAAGUAAUUCUUUUUCGCAAAAGCCUUUGGUGUCCAGCAUAU
Molecule: messenger RNA, 3674 nt
Organism: Apis florea (little honeybee)
Lineage: Eukaryota; Metazoa; Arthropoda; Insecta; Hymenoptera; Apidae
Product: F-BAR domain only protein 2
Biological process (GO): clathrin coat assembly; clathrin-dependent endocytosis
Cellular component (GO): clathrin-coated vesicle; plasma membrane; clathrin-coated pit
Source: RefSeq, a predicted model, not a curated record